CCGCCGGGACCCGGCGCCGGGCCGGGGCAGGGCAGCGAGAGCGGCGGGGGCCGCCGGCCGCCUUCUCUCCUCCCGGAGGCGGCGGGCCCCGCCGGGCCGCCCUUGGGCUCCUGGGGCCUCCUGCAGGGGAGAAACGGCGGCAACGAAGCAAAAGAAACGGUGUAAAUGGCGUCGUGCUCGGCCUAGCUUUAUCUUUUUAAUACGUGUGUCGUGUCGCUAAUUUCCGCGUGCUGCGCCAGGCGUUGGGCUGGUGUCAUGCAGUGAGUUUUACUGCUUCUACCGUGAGUUAACGCGUCACACACCGAACUAACGGAGAUUUCCUGCUCGCUCCCGGGUGUUGACACAGAGAGAGUAGAUUUGCGUCGGGGACGGUUUGUCAGUAACUUAAUCCUCAGUUGUGUGUUUAGCAGCACGUACUGAACAGUGGAAUGUCCUCAAAGAAGAAAAUGAAGAGAAACCAUUCCGGAAAUAAAUUAAAGGAACACACAGCCAAGUCCCAUUCUCAUGGCAAAUUACUUCCACUUGAGGAACCAGAUGUCUCAAGGAUAUUGAAGGUAUCGGAAGCAAGUCAACUUGAGGAGCUUGACGAUUCAUUUGAUCACCCUUUGCACAGUACUGCUGUGGAUGCUUAUGGAGAGGAACGUUCACAAGACGAGUCACUUCGUCAUGUUUCAGCACUGCAACGGAAAAAUACAGAAGGAAGGUCUGGAAAAAAUAAAAAACCACGUCGCUCAAAAAUGUUUGAUGGUGAUGUUCAGAAAUCCAACACAGCUGAUCCUGAAGAUGAACCCCUUAAGGAAAAUGUGGCUCUGAAUACUGCUCGAUUCCAGGUGAAAAAUAAGCGGCCUUCAGAGGAGAACGCAUCAGAUCCUUCUGUGGAUAGCCCAUGUUCUGUACAGGUUUGGUGUCCCAAAGAGCUGAAGAGAUCUCCUAGAGAUAUUACAGAACUGGAUGUUGUUCUGGCUGAAUUUGAGAAGAUAGCAGCAAAUUACAGGCAAAGCAUAGAAUCGAACAUUUGCAGAAAAGCUAUCAAUGGCUUCUGUUCUGCUUUCAAGGACCAAAUCACCGAUCUUAUAGUGGAAGUCCAGGAAUUAAAGAAUAUGAAGAAAAAAAAUGCUAAGGUAAUAACAGACAUCAAAAAGAAAAGGCAGCAACUGUUGCAACUCAGAGAAGAGCUAACUGGAGCUGAACCACAACUGAUACAACUACAAAAAGAAUAUGCUGCAAUACAGGAAAGGAAAUCUUCCUUGAGGCAAGCAACUGAAUUACUUACUGAUUUAAAGCAGCUACAGCAAGACUGUUUGGAUUAUAGAGAAGAAAACCCCAAAGAAACAUUGGUAUAUGGAACUUCUAGCCUCCCUGCUCUUCUGGUGGAGUCACGGAGAAUUCUAGGAGCAGAAAGACACUUCCAGAAUAUUAAUAAGAAACUGGAAGAGGCUCUGGCUGUACAAAGAGGGAAGUUAUCAGAGAAACAUUAAGUGUUUUUAACAGACUUUUUGACAUUUGUUAGGAACAAUUAUUAGAAUGGUCAGUGCUUAAAGCUUGUUUUAUCAUUGUUGCUCUAUUUUGCUUCAAUGUUUAAAAGUUGUCAGUGACUUAAUCAGAGAUUGUAUCUUUCUAUUGUCAAAUAGUCUGUGUGAGAACUUAUUCAGAAUGUCAGUGAAAUUAAUGAAAUAGCAAUUCCAGUUAAAGUAGUAAAACUUCUGUGCUCUUGUUAACGGUGUUGGGUUUUAAUCUUAGGCUGUUAAAGUAAUAAGCAAUAAGCAAUAUAUACUUUUAAAAGAGAAUACAUAGACUUUGGUUGAACUAUUGAUAGACAAAUCUUUUUAUUACAUUUGUAUUUGAAAUAAAUAAUUUCCUCCCA
Aquila chrysaetos chrysaetos is the source of this 1864-nucleotide messenger RNA. RefSeq names its product centromere protein U (gene CENPU). Gene Ontology annotation, cellular component: nucleus. The transcript has 11 exons. The coding region runs from base 429 to 1478 and encodes 349 amino acids. The record is from RefSeq and is a predicted model, not a curated record. NCBI's taxonomy places the organism in Eukaryota, Metazoa, Chordata, Aves, Accipitriformes, Accipitridae.